This is a messenger RNA of Engraulis encrasicolus (European anchovy), 7096 nucleotides long. It is a transcript of the gene rfx1b, whose product is annotated as regulatory factor X, 1b (influences HLA class II expression). Bases 137 to 3370 code for a protein of 1077 amino acids. The transcript is spliced from 19 exons. The record is from RefSeq and is a predicted model, not a curated record. Gene Ontology annotation, biological process: regulation of transcription by RNA polymerase II. Lineage: Eukaryota; Metazoa; Chordata; Actinopteri; Clupeiformes; Engraulidae. Gene Ontology annotation, molecular function: DNA-binding transcription factor activity, RNA polymerase II-specific; RNA polymerase II cis-regulatory region sequence-specific DNA binding. Gene Ontology annotation, cellular component: nucleus.
GGCGCCAUAGUCACGGUAGUCCUGGCGACAAGAACCCAGCAACGAGAAUCAACAACAACAACCCGAACCAUUAAGUGGGAAAAACUCAACGACAAACUAAGAAAAUUCAUUUGGAAAGAAAAAGAGUGGGGUCACCAUGGCAACUCCAGCCUUUGUGGGGGAGCUUCAGCAGCAGUCCUCCCAGCCACAAGGUGGCGGCAGCAGCGUCAACAACAACAACAACGCCUCCACCACCACAGCCUCACCCGCCACCUCACACUUCUUGUCUGACGUCGUCCAGGUGUCCCCGGCGUCCAAGACCCCCAACAACUCCACCAACGCCAACAACAGCACCACACAGGGCUCCUCCUCCUCCUCCUCCUCCUCCAGCGCCGGGGGGCUUCGCUCUCUGAGUGCACAAGCCACAGCAGCAGCAGCAGCAGCAGCAGCAGCUGCAGCAUCGUCCUCUGCCUCCUCUUCGUCUAACUCCACCCAGAAGCCAUCUUCGUCGACAUCGUCAUCGGCGGCUUUGGUGACGUCGAACAGCAGCGGCGCGGCAGGGCAGCCACAGUACGUCACGGCAGAGAUCCAGACGGCCGGCGCGCAGUCCAGCAACGGCCAGAGCACGCCACAGUACAUCGUGGUGACCGUGACGGAGGGCUCUCUGCAUUCCAAUGACUCUGUGUCGGACUCCAGCCCCCCUCCCUCAGUGGUGCAGACGGGGGUCCCCACUCAGGUGGUGCAGCAGGUGCAGACAGCUCAGGCUAGUAUUCAGCAGCAGCAGCAGCAGCAGAGAGGAGAGCUAGAGACAGAGACAGACAGAGGCAUACAGAGGUACUCAGGAGGAGACUCAGGUACAGGAGGAGGAGCAGGAGGAGGAGGAGGAGGUGCAGACAGGUGGAGGCACGCAGAACAGAACCAGGAAGAGAAGGAGAAGGAGAAGGAGGAGGAGAAGAAAGAGGAGGACCAGGGCAUGGCAGGGAAGAAAGCUGGCCACGUGGCAGCGGCGGCGGCACACCUACACGCCAGCUACGAGCCCUGGCUGUACGCCACCGCAGCAGGGGCCGGCGACUGGGUCUACCACCAUCACGACCCGACCACGGUCACCGGCACCGGCACCGGCACUACCCCACACUUCCCCCACUUCCUCCCCGUCUCCCACCCUUCCUCCUCCUACCCCUCCUCCAUGACCUCCUACCCCCACCUCCCCCACCCGCACCUCCCCCAUCCCCUCUCGGUGCAGCUCCAGGUGCCGGUGCACAUGCUGGCUGUGGAUGGGGAGACUCUGGCCCCCGUGCUGCUGUGCGAGAGCAUGGCCGACGUCACCACAGCACUCAGAGUGCAGCAGCAGCCCAUUCAGCAGGGCUCUGUGCCGCACGUCUACUCCAGCCAGGAGCAGUAUGUGGAGGGACGAGACGCCAACUUCACUGGAGCCAUUCGCUCGGGUUCCUAUCCGUACUCGGAGACGUCUCUGUACUCUCAGGCCACAGCCACGGGCUCCUACUACGAGAGCUCGCCCUCCGCUGCCUCCCAGAUCGUGGCCAACAGCAGCAGUGGUGCGGGCGCUGGUGUGACGGUUGGCAUGGCGGGUAGCACGGGUACCUCGAGUGGCAGUGCAGGAGGGGCAUCAGCAGCAGCAGCGGCGGUGGUGGAGGGAGGAGGAGGAGGGGGAGAGGGGGCAGGAAGCUACGUCCUCCCGGGCGGAUACAUGCUGGGGGGAGCAGGAAGCAACAGCAGCAGCCAGGGCUACACCCACACCACGCGAGCCUCACCAGCCACCGUGGAGUGGCUGCUGGAUAACUAUGAGACGGCGGAGGGUGUGUCUCUGCCGCGCUGCACGCUGUACUGCCACUACCUGCUGCACUGCCAGGAGGCCAAGCUGGAGCCCGUCAACGCCGCCUCCUUCGGGAAGCUCAUACGCUCCGUCUUCAUGGGGCUACGCACCAGGCGACUGGGGACACGGGGCAACUCUAAGUACCACUACUACGGCCUGCGCAUCAAGGCCGGCUCCGCUCUGCUGAGGCUGAUGGAGGACCAGCAGCACCUGGCCAUGAGGCAGCAGCCCUUCACACACAAGCAGAGGCUAAAGCCGGUGCAGAAGGUGGAGGGCAUCACCAAUGGGAUGUCGUUGGGGGCGGUGCCUCAGCAGGGCGGCAGCCUAUCGGAUAUCAGCGCACAGGUGCAGCAGUACCAGCAGUUCCUGGACGCGACGCGCUCUCUGCCCGAGUUCCCGGUGAUCGAGCUGGAGAGUAAAGUGGCGGCGGCGGGCCUCACGAUAGACAACAUUGCAGCCUACCAGCAGCUCUACAGAGAACACUGCGAGGCCAUCCUGGACGUGAUGGUGAAUCUGCAGUUCCCCCUGGUGGAGACGCUGUGGAAAACCUUCUGGAGGUUCGACCAGAACCAGAGCAACGACGCCACCGACCCCGCCACCAUGCAUGAUGAGUCUGAGAAGCGUCUGCCCAAGUCUGCGCUGGUGCUGCUGUGCAAGUACGAGCCGGUGCUGAACUGGAGCCGGGAGUGUGACAACAUCCUGUACCAGAACCUGGUGGAGGUGCUCAUCCCCGACGUGCUGCGGCCCAUCCCUAGUGCCUUAACUCAAGCCAUCCGCAACUUUGGCAAGAGUGUGGAGACCUGGCUCAGCAACGCCAUGAUGAACAUCCCCGAGGAGAUGGUCCGCGUCAAGGUGACGUGUGUGGGUGCAUUUGCCCAGACGCUGCGGCGCUACACGUCCCUGAACCACCUGGCCCAGGCGGCCCGCGCCGUGCUGCAGAACACCACGCAGAUCAACCAGAUGCUCUCAGACCUCAACCGCGUAGACUUCGCCAACGUACAGGAGCAGGCGUCGUGGGUGUGCCGGUGCGAGGAGCGCGUGGUGCAGCGUCUGGAGCAGGACUUCAAGGUGACGCUGCAGCAGCAGAACUCCCUGGAGCAGUGGGCGGCCUGGCUGGACGGCGUGGUCUCCCAGGUCCUAAAGCCCUACCAGCAGAGCCCCGCCUUCCCGAAGGCCGCCAAGCAGUUCCUGCUCAAGUGGUCCUUCUACAGCUCCAUGGUGAUCCGGGACUUGACCCUGCGCAGCGCGGCCAGCUUCGGCUCCUUCCACCUGAUCCGGCUGCUGUAUGACGAGUACAUGUACUACCUGAUCGAGCACCGCGUGGCCCAGGCCAAGGGGGAGACCCCCAUCGCCGUCAUGGGAGAGUUCUCGACUCUGAGCCGCAGUCUCAACACACUGGACCCUGACAAAGAUGAGGAGGAGGAAGAGGACGAUGAGAGUGAUGAAGAAUGUCCUGAGUUGCCGGCCCACGCCGCUGCUGCUGCUGCUGGUGCCGACUCCAGCCUGGCCCUCGAACCCUCCGCUAAACGCCCUCGCACCGACUCUGGCAUCCUCUGAUAGUCACGCACACACUCACCCAAACACACUUUGUUGAUACACACACAAACACAAACUCUUCAGAGACCCAUACACACACACACACACACACACACACACACACACCCAAGGACUAUCUCGGGCACAGUCAGUGGCACUUACUAGUUGAGAAAAGUAGCCCACAAAGAGCCGGGCCAGCCUAGCUUGCCUGGGAACUGUGUCUCAAAGAGCAAAAUUCUCUCUACGUAACUGUGAGAAAUGUGUCUCUAUCCGUGAUCCAGUUGCAGCCUGGAUUUGUUGGUUUUAUGAUCCGGUGCAACAUAUUCCAAACGACCUGCUUUUCACCUGUCCAAUGAAACCACUUGAUCACUGCACUCCUGAUGCCCCACGCUGAGCUAAUCUGGGGUGCAUUUCUUGAAAGCGUAGUUGUUAGCAGUUAGCAACUUGGGUAGUUGCCAAUAGGAAAUGGCAUUGCAACCAACAAAGUAGCUAACAUAGUUAGCAACGACGCUUUCGAGAAAUGCACCCCUGCAUAGCGCACAUGCCCAGUGCCGUACGAAACACGUUGUGAUUUUGUGGUGCGUAUGUGCAGACCCGUACGAAAUGCAUUGACCCAGUCAGCUGCUCUGGGGUCCGUUUCUCGAUUCUUGUCGUUGCUAACCGUUUUAAGACCGUCUAAUGACCGUCUUUCCAUUCCCUUGGAUUUAGUGGUGAGCGUCGCUGUCAAGAGAGAGUUGAGUCGCUCUUACGAAGGACAUUGCUACCGUCGUUAGCAAAGACGCUUUCGAGAUACGGACCCCUGGCCCGCCCAUAAAACUGCAUCGUUUUCCCCUCCGAAUGCUCCACCCGUGGUCGUGCGGUGCCAGUCACUGCCAGUCAUUUGGCGUAUUGAUUGGCCACUACGCACAGCGGGUGGAGCAAACGUGGGGGAGAACAAGCAGUUUCAUGGGCGGGCCCAGAGUUGCCGACUGGGUCAAUCGGGACUUUGGGGUGCACAUGCGCGGUGCACAGGAUGCCCGGUCAAUAACGAGCCUGAUCGCUCCAUGAGGCAAUCACCUGGUCGAAUUAAGCCCGAUUCGGACGGGACUUUUAUUACCUAUGAUGGACCCCCGGUAAUUCGGAAUAACUACGGAGAAUGUCUGAGUUUUUAGUCCUGUGCGAAUGUGCCAUGUCCGCGAUUUGAGAGGUAAUAAUUCCGCCGCGAAUUACCUACUGUAAUUCGGCGAAACACAGACGUCCUGGGGUAAUUUCACAUAGGCGCGCCUUCUGCACCCCCUUGUAAUGUCUGUGAAUUGAGUAAAUAACAGAUGUUUAUUUAUCCCGUUUGAAUGCGCCCCGAAAAAUCACAGGGGUCCGGGGGUAAUUGCGAAUUACCAGGGGUCCAUUGGUAAUAUUUAUCCCGUCCGAAUCGGGCUUUAGACAGGUAAAAACCAAGUCUUUUGGAAUAGUAUGUGGCACUGGAUUGUACAAUAAUGAAUCCAGUUUCUCCCAUCACUGGUCUCCUUUAAGAGCGAGCUCUCUCCACUGUGCAAGUUAAUUCAUUGAUUAGUGAGCAAUUUUGAUUUGCCUCCACUCCUCAUCUUCAUCACCAACACCAACACCAUCAUCUCCGUUCUGUUUGAGCCUCUUCUGUUGCCAUCUUUUUCACUAUGCCUACUAAAGUGCUUACACACAAAAAGAGCAAAAAAAAAGAGAGAGAUCAUAUCCUGUAUCUAUGCCUUUUUGGGGGUGGGGGAAUGAUUCGUUUUUCUUGUGCCAUACUGCCCUUUCCCCGCCCACCCUCCUCUUCCCACUACCCCUAAAUCCCAUGUAUUCUUUGCACAUUUUGAUAUUUAUUUCUCCUUCACAUUUCGGUAAGAGGACAUGUGUGUAACAAGGUAUAUAUGUUUGUGCGUGCGUUUGGUAAUGAACCUGUGGGACAAUGAACUCGUCCAUUGCUAAUGCUAAUGGACUUGAAAAGAGAGUUGACACAGAAGCGGGAGACUCCGAGGCGGGAGUUUGUUUUUUUGUUUUUUUGCCUCAGUUGUUGAUUUGCGUGUUAAAAUGUGUAAAGCCUUGUUUCAUCAUCUCUCAUCUUCAUGUACUGUGACUGGUAGCCACAGUCAUCUUUAUUUUCUGCCUUGUGUUGUUAACCCCUUCCAUUCCCUUCACACACCCCCACACCCCUCAACGCUGUCAAUCCUCACCCCACCUAAUUGCCUAAAUCAACCUUUCUCUGCCUGAAACCAUUGACUAGCCAAUCAGAUUACUUUAUUUUCAUUCUUAGAAUGACUGAUGUGGAGGUUAGCCAAUCAGACUACAAUAUUAUAAGUCUUGUAACUGAUGUGGAAGGUGUACGUAAAAAAAAAAAAAAAAGAGUUAAGGUUGUUUUAAUUCUCUGCGAAGUCGAGAGUGCCAAGUCGUGUAUGUAGUGUAUGUGAUGGAACUGGGGCAGAUGUAAGCACGACUUCCCUGAUAACUUGGGGGACGGAAGAGUCGCUUUUGUAGCGAUGGUGUCGCAACACGAUAACAGCGACGCCUCCUGUGCCACUGCCAUCGAUAAGCCUAACGUGUUUGUCUGGCGCUUUUUACUUUUCUCAUUUUGUUUUUAAUGUUUUUGUUUUUAUUAUUGUUUUCAGUGAACAUUUCUUUUGUGUUUCUUUUACUUGGCCAGCAGAGAUUGUAUAUUUCAUUUCAAAAACUACACACUGAAAUGGUUGAAAUGAAAAUAAAUUCGAAAUGUCAAGACGUGUGUUCAAGUUUAGAAGCCGAACGGAAAUACUGUUGUCGUUCUACAUGAAUCUUACUGGUAUUCAAGACAUCUUGGUCUAUAAGCAGAGAAAACAGUGGAGGCAGCCAUUUUGUUUUUCCCCUUUUCCCCACCCAAUUCAUUCUACAUUCAUCAACAUCACAUUUGUCAUUUCACCACUAUGGGAGUUUCAUAAUUAUUAUUUAGAAAUACUAAUGCAUCUAGGUAUAUAGUAUAUCUGACAUGACAAUUAAGCAGUGAUGGGCACCCUGGAUUUUAGAACCUACAAUCCAGUGCCACAAUUUCCAAAAUGAUCUAGUUUUACAUGGUCAAUGGGGGCAAAUAGACAGGUAAAACCAGGGGUGCAUUUCUGGAAAGCGUAGUUGUUAGCAGUUAGCAACUUCGGUAGUUGCCAAUGGGAAAUUGCAUUGCAACCAACAAAGUAGCUAACAUAGUUAGCAACUACGCUUUCCAGAAAUGCAUCCCAGGUCAUUUGGAAUAUGGGGCGCUGGAUUGUAGCUUCUUAGUCCAGGUUGCCCAUCAAUGCAAUGAAGGCACUUCACAUGCUGUAUGGAGCAACGCCAUGACAAUCUAGAGCAGGGAAAUGACAUCUGCCUCAAUAAGCAACAGGGCUCAGUAAAGACGUAAAAAUAGUGUAAUGAUUAAAAUCGUUUAAAUCAACCAACAUUUGGGGGGUAUUACGAGAACAUGGUGAAGUGAUCUGGCUUAAGAUAGCCUAAAGAAAGUAGUAAACCUGACAAUAGAGAGCAUUCUGGCGUCAUUUGGAUAAGAAAAUGAGGACCCCAGGCUCUUCUAUUAGCUGAUUUACCUUAACCUAGUUAAGCUGCUACUGAAGCACUUUCUUGAAAUACCCCUGUAUAGCAUGUAAGUGGUUCUGCAGUAUUUCAUGUAGGUUAAGGUCAGGGAAAUAAAGUGUUGGUAUAAAAUAAAUAAAUAUAUAAGGGGGGAGGAGGAGUGAAUUGACACUUAUCGGCUAAAUGUUAUUUUCUGUUUACAGA